Messenger RNA from Alligator sinensis (Chinese alligator), 1626 nucleotides. Its product is annotated as zinc finger protein 92 homolog. Gene Ontology annotation, biological process: negative regulation of transcription by RNA polymerase II. NCBI's taxonomy places the organism in Eukaryota, Metazoa, Chordata, Crocodylia, Alligatoridae. Gene Ontology annotation, molecular function: DNA-binding transcription repressor activity, RNA polymerase II-specific. Bases 129 to 1589 code for a protein of 486 amino acids. The transcript has 5 exons. The record is from RefSeq and is a predicted model, not a curated record.
AUCAGUGUUUGCGCUAACCGGCUGACUAAUUGCAGGCCCCAGUGACGUUCGAGGACGUGGCCGUCUACUUCUCCCCGGAGGAGUGGGCAGAGCUGGUGGACUGGCAGCGGGACCUGUAUCGCGACGUGAUGAUGGAGAACCACGAGCUGAUCGCCUCGCUGGGCCCCAAGCUGAAGCCGUCAGUGAAGAGAGCCAAGCGGGAGAAGGCGCCGCGUGCCUGGGACCACCAGUACUCCAGAAUGACGGACCUGAUGCCCCCAGGACAGGGAAACAGCCCCCAUGGAGAGGCGCCGGUGACGUUCGAGGACGUGGCGGUCUACCUCACCACGGAGGAGUGGAAGGAGCUGGUGGACUGGCAGCGGGAGCUCUACCAGGACGUCAUGAAGGAGAACUACGAGCUGGCCACCUCCAUGGAGGCAGUGCUGGAGAAGCCGGAGAUCGUGGCCAGGCUGGAGCGAGGGGAGGAGCCGUACGUCGCAGAUCCGCUGGACUCAAGAAAGGGAUGCUGGGCCGGUUCCCCCAGCACGGGCGGUGACAAAGACGAGGGAAGGUGCGAGGAGGAAGAGACCGUGGGGCUGGAGCCCAGCAAGAUGCACGCGUGGCAGGACCCGGAGAGAGCGGCUAGGAUGGGGGUCGGCAUGAGCCACAGUCAGUGCAGAGGGCACCGGGCUCUAGGGAGCCCCAUGGGGAAGGGGCCCGAGGGAGCCCUGCCAGGCCACAGGAGCAUUGGGGCCUGGCCCCCCAGCACCGAGCACCAGGGCACUGGCACCCCAGGGACUCUGCACCCAGCGCCCAAGAGCAACGGAGGCUGCAUGGGGACAGAGACGCUAGCCCUGAGCCCUGCCGCCAUGGGACCGUGCACCGUCCCCAGGCACCAGUGCCGGGAGUGCGGGCAGGGCUUGGAGAGCUGGGCCCAGCUGGCCGAGCACCGGCGCCUGCACGCGGGGGUGGGCGGCCUGGCCUGCGGGGACUGUGGCAAAGCCUUCAGCAGCAAGGGCAACCUGGCACGGCACCGGCAGCUGCACACGGGGGAGAAGCGGCACGGCUGCGGGGAGUGCGGGCGCCGCUUUCGCACGCGCCAGGCCUGCCUGUCGCACCAGCGUGUGCACUCGGGAGAGAAGCCCUUCACCUGCCCCGACUGCCCCAAGAGCUUCGCCCGCAAAGAGAACCUGGUGCGGCACCGCAGCACCCACACACCGCGCCCGCCCCACGCCUGCCCGGACUGCGGGAAGAGCUACGUGCACGAGGGCAACCUGGUGCGGCACCGCGACACCCACGUGCCCACCUUGCCUGAUGCUGGCCGUGGCAGGGGCCAUGCAGAUACCGGCGUGGCGCUGCCCUGUGCUUGCACCCACUGCAAUACAGGCUUUGCUUGGAAAGCCGAGCUCACAGCCCCGCUCUCGGGCCCUGCCGGGGAGCCGCCCAUUGCCAGCCGCGACAGCCUUGCCAACCCGGCGCGGUACUGGCAGAUGCACGUGGCCGACACCAUCCACGGCGCCACGUUCAGCGAGUUCCUCCAGAUCCAUGAGAUGCUCAUCUCUCGCUCUGGUACCUGCACGCCCCUGGGGGCCCUUACCAAGUACAAGUGAAGCCGUCCACGGGGCUACAUCCUGCUGUCCACAGAGC